AUGGAGACAGAGAAGUGUCAAAUUGAAGCACUUACUAGAGACAUUGAGCAAUCAAGAGCUGAGCUUAAAGAACAAGAAGAUGAUUUCAAGCAUCAAUUACAAAAGCAAGAACAAGAAUUAACAAGGAUUUCUACUUGGCUUCAUAAGCAUCAGGCAGAGUUUAAAGUUUGUUUGAGUAAAAAAGAGCAAUUAGAAAGAAAAUAUGAUGCUGAUAAACAAGAUGAUAUUGAAGCUGUUAAAAAACAGUUGAUUAAUGAACAUUCCAAACCAAUUGAAACUUUGGCAGAUGAAGGAGAGAAAACAAAAGGAGAAUUAAUGAAGGCAAAGGAACAGUUUUUUAAGGAAAAGACGAAACUGGAAAAAAGAAUCAAAGAAUUAGAACAAGGAGAAACAGACAGAGUGAAAGAAAUGGAAGAAGAAAUUCAAAUAUUAUCAGCUCAAGUCAAUGCUUAUAGUCGGGAGGUAGAGAAACAGAAAGGAUUAAGGACCCAGAGUCAAGAGAAAUACAAAACUGAGGUUAAUGAGUUAAAUGAGAGACUUGCUAAUGAAAUAAAGACCAAGCAACAACUGAAUAAUGAGCUGGUUGAGAUGAGACAACAAUUAGAUAGUGUAUCUAAGAAACAUGAAACUGAGACUGCUGAGUUACAAGAGAAGUCAAAACAAAUAGUACAACAAUUACAUCAAAUGAUUCAGGGAGCAUAUGAGAGACUUGAAAAUGAAAGGAAGUCCAAGGAGCAACUGGCUAGUGAGCUGGCUGGGUUGAAACAACAGUUAGCCAAUGUAUCUGCUGAUAAGAAAGAAGCAAUAUAUUCCCAGCAACAACUAGCUAGUGAGCUGGCUGGGUUGAGACACCAGUUUGAUGCUGUAUCAGUUAAUUAUGAUCAAUUACGGACAGCAUAUCAUGAGGAACGAGCAGAGGUCACUAGACUAGAGGAUCAGAUGAAAAAAAUGAAGCAAGCUAAUGUGAAACUGAAAGACAGCCUUCAGCAGCUACGAAUCCCCUCGACCCCCCAGCCUAUGGCUGCCCCUCAGGAUCAUAGUAUCAGAGACUUGCAACGUGCUUCUUAUCCUGUACCUAUCACUAUUGGUACACAUCAAAACUUUGUUCCUUCUGCACCUGUCCCUGGUGGUCCUAAACAAGUAGUACAGAGUGAUGGUGAUGGUGUGUUAAUAGUAUCAAAGACUGAGGGAGUCACUCCUGCUCAUCAUACUGAUAGUGAUAGUGUCCCUGAAGAUAGUCCUCCUCUAAUGUCUAAAGAAGAAAUGGCUAGGAUGUUUAAAUCACGUGAUCAACAAGGCAGCAGUGAUUGGACACAGUCACCUCAACAGGUUAAAGACUCGUUAGUAAAAGAACAAAGGAGACAAGAAUUAGCAAUGAAAGUUGAUGAUGCAAUACUUGAAGUUGAACGUAUGAGAGAAUCUCAACAAAAUGUAAAAAAGCAAAGUUCUGUUUCUACUAAAAAAGUACCUUCUCCUUCACAGCAAACUUCAUCAAAGCAAAAAACAAAACCAAAGGUCAAGAAAAAUCAAGCAAAGCAACAAGCAUCUGAUGAUUCAGAAUCAGACAUUGAAGAGAAUAAACUGAUUGAUAAUAUUGAUGAAGAGAUACAGCAAAUGGCUGAAGAUGUACGUAAGGGAAGCAGAGGCCCUACUACAGCUGAGAAAUUAAAAGCUUAUAAGUCAAGAGCUACACCUACAACUGACAAUCCUCGGUUGUCAGCUUAUGGUGGUGGAGCUAGAGAUGAGUACGUAAUGAAUCAAAAAGAAACACAUCAUCAUUCUAACCAACUUCACUCUGAUGAUGUUGCUGUUGCUAAUGUACGACCACUAAUGACAGCUGAAGAUAUGGCAAAACUUUUUAAACAACAGCAGGAACAGCCAGCACCUCAGCAACAGCAGCCAGCUGCAUCUUAUAGACCAGAGCGGCAGCCACCUCAACUAGAUUAUAAUACUCCUCCAUCAUUAAUACAAUCAGAAGCAGACACUGAUAAGUUACUGAAAGAGUUAGAUCAGUCGAGAAAGACAUACGCAGCAACUCCUCGUAAUCCUUCUCCAGUUCUCCCUAGACUUCAAUCUCCUUUGCCUGAGCUUGAUUCACCUCAAGAGCUACCAGAAGAUGAUAAAGACAACAAUGAUGACAAAGGCAGGCCUUUAGAUCCUAACCUCAUCUGCCCUAAGUGCGGUAAACAGUAUCGUGUAGGUCAAAUUCAAAAACUAAGAAGACACAUGAAUGCUCCAUGUUCUAAUGAGGAUUCAGAUGAGUCUGAUGAAGAGACUGAUAAAGAUGAGGAGGAAAUACGGCAAAUGGCUGAACAGCGUCGCAAAGAAAUGCAAGGCCCAAGUACAGCUGAGGUUCUGUUUAAUGACGACAAUAGUUCAUUGCCUUACGACCCGAAUCUUGUAUGCCCAAAGUGCGGAAAGCAAUAUCGAGUAGGAGAGAUCCAAAAGUUAAGAAGACAUCUCAACGAGUUUUGCACAGGAAUAAGAUAAAGAUUUUUGUAAUUUUUAGAAUACUCAUUUUUCAACAUUGAUUUUUUAGAAUGCUAUAAAAUACCAUAUUAUUCUAAUUAAU
Messenger RNA from Amphimedon queenslandica, 2572 nucleotides. Its product is annotated as myosin-9-like. Bases 1 to 2490 code for a protein of 829 amino acids. The transcript is spliced from 12 exons. The record is from RefSeq and is a predicted model, not a curated record. Lineage: Eukaryota; Metazoa; Porifera; Demospongiae; Haplosclerida; Niphatidae.